UUUACUUCGUAUAUAUACCAUUAUAGAAUAUUAAUUCUUUUAAUAUUUUAAUCGUGAAUUAAUCGUUAGAUUUUAUUUUUUCUUUUUUUUGCCUUUCAUGUGAAAAUAAAACCGCGAGAAAGUUUUACUAUGAAUAAAUGAAAAUCUCUCGCGACGUAAUUCGAAUGUAAUACUUGAAUUAAUUUAUGAUUUAAUUAAUUAAUUAAUGAUUACAUCGAUUUCACGAUAAUCAAUAAAUAUUCUUCUGAAAUAGAAGAAGAAGAAGAUGACAAUCAUUAGUUAUAAACAUUGACGUUCGAUUAAAAAGAAAAAGAAACUUCAAUUUAAUUAAUUUAAUUAGAUAUUUGAAUCGUAUAAUUCACGUUUCUACGAUCAACUAUCCUAUCAACUAACUGUCAUUAUUGCGAAUAGAGAAAGUUAGUUUAAACGUAUGUUAAUUAUUCAUACCUAAACAUACUCGUGAAAGUUUCUAGUAUGAUCAUUCGAACUCUAGUUGUAUAUAUAUACAUAUGUAUGUGUAUGUGUAUGUGUAUGUGUUAACGUGUAACUGAUGUUUCUGAUAGUUCAAAUAUACUUUAGAUAAAAUGAUUAAAAUGAUCUAUGUAUUUCUAAAAGUCGUAAUUAAAUCUAUUAAUAUUUGAAGAAUCUUUAAAUCCAUUAAAAAUAAAUUAAUAGACAAAUAAAUUAUUCAAAUCUAUUACUGUCCUUUUAAUUGACAUAUAUUUUCUCGUUAAACGUUAAUUGAUUUAAACUAAUUAACCUCGUGCAAUAAUAUACGUGGUAUGUUAAAAGAAAAAAAAACAAAAAAAAAAAAAAACAAAACAGGAAGAAAUAAAACGAAACGAAAGAGAUAUAUACGAAGGCGUGACGAUGCUAUAAAUUACGUGACAAACAGACAGAGAGAGAGAGAGAGAGAGAGAGAGAGAGAGAGAGAGAGAGAGAGAGAGAGAGAGAGAGAGAGAGAUGCUUUUUUAAUUCGUUUAAUUUCACUGAGACACGCUCGCAAAAGAGAGUUUUCGAGAGUUUUAUAUAUCGCCUUUGCUGUCAGAGACUAUUCGAAUCAAUUGCGUAGGUCAAGUGGUAUCGUUUGCAAAGUAUUAUUACGUCUAACGUCGUUCAUAUUUAUAGUUCGUUAAAAGACAAUGAAUGUUUAAUCGAUAUGUUUGUUGACUAUAUAUAUAAAGAUUUUGUAUUUCAUUAUCUAAUCUUAUACGGUAUAUAAGAAAAUAAAAUAAAAUGAAAAAAGAAAAAAAAUAUAUAUAUAUAUAUAUAUUUUAAUAUAAUUGAUAUAUCGUCAAAGCUAUAUAUACUUUCAUUCUCAUAUAUUUUUAAUUCACAUAUUUUUCAUUUCACUUUGUUCUCUUUGAAUGAUUUUUCAUAUGAAAAAGCUUUGCGAAAAGAUUUUACGAAACAACAGGAUUAAUGUGGAAAGUGUGAUGAGAAUGAGUGAUCGAAAAAUAAAAAAAAGAAAAAGAAUAAUAAUAAAACAAGAAAAAGAAUAAAAAGAAAAUAUAAGAAAAAUAUAGAAAGGCGAGAAGUAAUCGCGAAUGUUUGUAAUAAACACAUACGGAGAUCACGUCAAUUAACGUAUAAAGACAUUUACAUAUAUACGUGAUGUACGUCUACAAGGACGAUAAUGUUUAUAAACGGUUAUGAGAGAAGAAGGUUUAUUACGAGUGUCAGUACUACGUAGACAAUCGAACGAUACGGACCUAGACGACUUACAUAGUAAUUAUUUAUUUACGACGACGAAGAACACGAAGAGGAAGAUGACGACAAUGACGACGUAGUUAAAGGAAUCAUCAUCGUAAAGAAAGCUUUCGUUAUAUUUGUUAAAAAACAUAGAUAUCAAAGGAAUUGAAAAUAUGCGGUGGUAUAAGCAGCGGAGGGGAGGUUUGUUGUUCAGCCGACAUGGAAUUACGAUUACAAGCAAGGGCACGAGACAAGCACGAGAAAGAAACCAAGGAUACACUUCAGCGACUCCAUCAGCUCUUGUCCACUCGUGGAAAUAGAUUUCAUAGUUUCUUCAAGGAACUCUUGGCGACCAGCAAGAGAGGCUUCCACGAGAUGUUUAAGAAAACUUAUGGGAUUUUGUAUGAACAAAAUGCUUACGUCUUCACGGAUCUAUUCAAAGAACUUGAGAAUUAUUAUGCUAAGGGAACGGUCAAUCUGGAUGACACGAUGGACAAUUUCUUCAAUACGCUUUAUCAAAAGAUGUUCACCGUGUUGAACAGUCAAUAUAAGUUUGACGAUAAGUAUUUGGAAUGCGUGGGCGAUCACAUGAAGGAAAUGAGACCGUUCGGGGAUGUACCACAAAAACUCAGCGUUCAAAUAAAAAGAUCUUUCGUUUCUACUAGAGCCUUCAGUCAAGCAUUAACAGUAGCUGCUGACGUUUUGAAGAACAUGCAAACGUUGAAAUCAUCACCAGAAUGUGCUGCGGCGUUGACAAGAAUGACGGCCUGUCUCUCAUGCAGCGGUAUAACAGGGAAGGUGUUGGCUUGCGACGACAUGUGUACUAACGUAAUGAAGGGGUGUUUAGCACAGCACGUGGCGCUUGACGGCGAAUGGAAUCAAUUUGUCGAGGCCUUCGAUAAAGUAGCCGAUCGUUUGCUCGGCCCGUUCAACAUAGAGAUGUUGAUGAAACCAAUAAACUUGAAGAUAUCGGAAGCGAUAAUGAACUUCCAAGAGAGCAGUAGCGACGUCUCGCAAAGGAUAUUUACCGGUUGCGGACGUCCUGUCUUGGGUAGACGAAGACGAAGAGAUAACAGAGAGUUGGAACUAGAAUCUUUGAACUUCGAUCAGGAAACGUCGGCCGAGGAUCGUUCCUCGACCGCCGCGAUACUGGACAAGCUCGUCAAGGAGAUAAGACAGAGGGUGAGAGAUUCUCGACAGUUCUGGGUCUAUCUACCUUAUCAGUUAUGCAAUGACGGUUUAGUACAACCACCUAGCAAUACAAAGGAAUGUUGGAACGGCACGCAUGUCGAUAAAUAUAUAUAUCCCGUAUCAUCGGACGGUGAGACGCAACCAUUAAAUCCGGAAGUACGAAGUAGCGGACCAAGGCCUACGAUCGUUAGAGAUCAAAUAUUUGCAUUAACAACGAUAACGAACAGGCUUAGAUCUGCAUUCAAUGGUCAAGAUGUUGAUUGGAUAGAUACAGAGGAAACGUGGUACGGAUCGGGAAGUGGAUCCGGUGACGGUUCGGGUGGUAUAGACAACGAGAAUCAUUUCGAGGAAGGAUCAGGUUACGGUGGUGAUCAUUCAUCCCCGGAACAACCAACGAAACAGGCAACACCUAAUAAAGGUCCAGAAGAGGUACCAACAGGCGGGAAGACGGACACGGAGACCAAGCCAAAUAUCAAUGACAACGUUAAGAAACACGGUGGCAAUAAUGCAACGUCUACGGUAGACGUUAGUGGAGCUAGCAGACAAAAAAUAUCAUUGUCGCGUGCACUAACAACGUAUUUGGUGCCGAUUGUCGUUAUGUGGUUUGGUGGAUGUCUAACCGAGUGGCUGUGAUCAUCAUAUUCGGCAUUAUUAUUAUUAUUAUCAUCAUCGAUUCGGUAGAUUGUGUACUACAAGUGUAAAUAAUCUUCUCUCCUCUCAUGUAUGUGUUCGUGGGAGAACGGUAAAAACUCUUUUUCAUUCGAUGAACGACGAUAUUACUCCCUGUCCACUCCUGCCCCCCCCCCCUCCUCCCCCCCCCUCCCGCCUAUCCCCAUUGAUCAACAAUAACAACAAUAACAACAACCAGCAGAAGAACAAUCCUGUCACCUGUCUGAUCGAUCUUUCUAUAUCCCUUUAACCAACAACCAAGCUGCCUACGUGAAACUGAUGAUACUCCUUGAGUGACGAAAAAAUUUCGUGAAUAUUCGUUGAUAAUUCGACGAUGAUGAAACGAGUGAAGUGUGAGUUUUUCUUUCUCUCGUUUCUUUUCUUUUCUUUCUUUUUUUUUUUUCUUCCCCUUUUUUUCUGGACUACGAUCCUAGGAGACACUCGUGAAACGAUAGUCUCUCUAUGUAUAUUUAUAUAUAUAUAUAUAUGCAUAUUCUGUAUAUGUAUAUAUAUAUACAGACAUUCACAUUCAUGAUCGAUCGAUCGAUCGAUCUAUAUCUCUUUUGAGAGUCUCUUACUUUAUGUUACAAGAGUGUACUUCGAUCAAAUGUACUAUUCAUACAUAUACCACUUUGUAUUGUAAAUCGUGUAAAGCAGCCUCUGAUCGAACCCGAAUGAAUAUGUAUGUAUACGAAUUUAAUGUCUCGCGAUGGCAUUGAACUCUCCAAAACGCGAGUCUAUUAUUAUUACUACUACUAUUACUACUACUAUUACUAUUACUAUUAUUACUGGCUAUUACAACUGCUAUUACUACUACUACUACUACUACUACCUACUACUUGACAGAUCUGAAGUGUUUUUUUUUCUUUUCUUUUUUCUCAGGGGAGGUUUUUUCUUUUUUUUCUUUUUUUUUUUCCUUUUUUUUUUUAGAGAUUUUAUCUCCCUCGCUGCUUCCUCCAUCCAUCCUCCCCCCAUCCCUACCCCAACUCCCUUUCCUCCCCACGUCGAGCUUUGUUAACUAAUACCACGGGAUUGACCGAAUAUAAUUUCAUCGAGUUAGAAAUUCGAAAGAGAAUGUGUUACAAGAGGAAAUAAAGGAGAAACUUUUUCAUACUUACAUAUAUUACAUAUUAUUAUUAUUAUUAUUAUUAUUAUUAUUAUUAUUAUUAUUAUUUUUCUUUUUUCUUUUUAUUUUUAUUCACUUUCUUUCUCUUUCCUUUUUUCUAUCUCCUACUCACUCUUCUUCUUCUUUUAUUUUCUUUUUGUUUCUCUCUUUUUUUUUCUUUUUUUCUUUUUUUUUUUUUAACAAAAGUCCGCUAAUUAUGCUUAUAACUAGCGUGUGUGUUUUCUCUCUUCUUUUUUUGUUUGGUUUUUUUCUUUCACUCUCUCUCUCUCUCUCUCUCUCUCUCUCUCUCUCUCUCUCUCUCUCUCUCUCUCUCUCUCUCUCUCUCUCUCCUUGUGUCGCUGACGUAAAAAAAAAACGCGUCGCAUCGAA
Molecule: messenger RNA, 5047 nt
Organism: Vespa velutina
Lineage: Eukaryota; Metazoa; Arthropoda; Insecta; Hymenoptera; Vespidae
Gene: dlp
Product: glypican-6
Exons: 8
Coding region: 1912-3516 (534 amino acids)
Biological process (GO): regulation of protein localization to membrane; regulation of signal transduction; cell migration
Cellular component (GO): synapse; extracellular region; plasma membrane
Source: RefSeq, a predicted model, not a curated record